AUGUAUCGGAAGUUGUCUAAGUUAGAACACUCGGAAAUAAAACAACUUCUUACAGAAGCUAAUAUAGAUGUUGCAAAGCAUUACACAACAAACAAAAAGGCACUCGCUGACAUCCUCAAUGACUAUAAUGGUGAAAUAACUUAUGAUAGAAUUCAUGAGUUCAUAAAGCCGCAACGCGGCGAGGACGAAGUCCAUGCAAGAGCAUUUCCUUUAAAUGACGUUGCUAUUGACUUAUAUCAUAGACGUUCAAUACCUCAUGAAGUAAGAAGAGAAAUGUUUGACAUAACAAAUGCAAACGUUGGUCAUACUCGUAAAGCUCUUUCACAUGACGUUCGUCAAGAGAUGUUUGACAUAACAAAUGCAAACGUUGGUGAAACAAGAAGAGCUGUACCACAUGAAGUAAGAAGAGAAAUGUUUGACAUAACAAAUGCAAACGUUGGUGAAACACGAAAGAGAGAUGACACACUGAAACAACAGAGAAGAGAGAUGUUUAAAAGUGCUAUAGAACAAGUUCGCAAAGCUAAUAAUGUCAUUCGUUCCAUUGACGACAAACCAAAAGAAGGUGAGAGAUGGUUAAAGAAAGAUGAAGAAAAUAGGAAGAGGAAUGUGAAGUCAGGCAAUAGACUCAUUGACUUUAACAUCGAAGCUUUAGAUGAACCAAACAGAGACUACUUACACAAACAUUUCGGUAA
Trichomonas vaginalis G3 is the source of this 692-nucleotide messenger RNA. Its product is annotated as organellar and viral DNA polymerase type B. The transcript has a single exon. Lineage: Eukaryota; Parabasalia; Trichomonadida; Trichomonadidae. The annotation marks the transcript as partial. The record is from RefSeq and is a predicted model, not a curated record.